UCACGUCUUUUUUGAAGUAUUAUGUAUGUUUUUAUUUUGUUACCUCGGCACGCUAAGUGCUUCGACAUAAUGUGAACAACAAGCUAGGCGGGACAUUACAAAUACUAUCCGGUCAUUUCGCGGUCAUUAGUUUCCUGAGUUUCCAAGCGUGAAAUGAAUUGACAAUAUUAUUUGUAAAAAUGAUGGAAGCUAUUACGAUGUUGGCGUUUGCCUUAACUGUUUUAGUUCAACAAUAUGAGUGUCAAGUACCAGUCGACGACGAUGUCAAAGCUCGCUUGGAAGACAAAGUCAUACAAUCUAUGUCUUUGAAAGAACUCGAGGCUAUGGUGGAAAACGAUGAGCGAGUUUUGACUGCCCCUAGAUCAAAGAUCAUCCUCCUACCAAAGAACAGAAAUGACCCAAACGAAGAAGCUUAUAUCAUACAGCGAAAACCCAAAUUUUCUGCCAGAAAAGAAAUUGAAGCAAGGGAGCAGUAUCAACUGGACAACGAGGAUGACAGAUUCCGCUCUUCUUUUGAGGACGAAUUCAAGUCCUCACUGUUCAAAAGAUCCUAUUUACCCAAAUUUCGAUACGAGAGUGCUUUCAAAUUCGACGAGGAAUUCCCAUCUCUGUUCAGCGUGUCUGAUUUAGAUUCCCAAGGCUCAAACCAAGCGAAGAAACUUUACGAAUCUCUCGUUGAACAAAUUAUGGAUCAAAGACCAGCACCUGAAAGACGUUUUUCAAUACUAGAUGUUGCUUCGAGUGCUGAAUCACCUUCUUAUAGACCCAGAUUCGAUUAUGAUAGUUACUCCAAGGAUCCUACUGAAGUUAAAUUAAAAGGAAAAAAAUAUUGGAGAGACGAACCAGAACGCAGAGAAGAAAAACUUGAUGAUAAAGGUUGCAGAACUGUUGUCAAGAAGAUCGUUGACCCAGAAGAUGCCAAAAAACACGGAUCAAACGCUAAAAGUGUCAUAAUCACGAAAGAAUGUGAAUCUCCUAAUAUCAAUGGUCCAGAUGCAAAUAUUCCAGAAAUGCAACCGAUUGCGCAAUUGGGUGCCAGAUUAGAUUCGCGACCAUUUGCAAGCUUCGAGGCGGCAAAAUCAAACUACGAGAAUACACGACCAGUUGAACUAGAUCUCCCAAGUGCAAAAGCAAGAGAUCCCCUAGCUCCUGACUAUAUUGAUAAAAUGUUAGAUUCCCACUUUAAAAGUUUUGGAAGAUUUAACAACCCCUUAUCAUCCUUUAGAGGUUAUCAAGACAGAUUCAAACUGCAAGGUCCAGAUGCCAUCAAGGAUGUCAAACCUACCAUUCAAGUAGAAUCUUAUGAUCGGAACCAUCCGGAAUCUGGAUUUAGCGUGGAUUCAGCACCGAAGUUCGAACCUGCACAGUAUAGCAAUGAUCCUCCAAGAGCGAAUCGACAUAGCUAUCGUUAUGAAUAUCCUCAGCAAAAUCCUGCGAAUCAUGAACCUGCUUAUGAUGAUCAACCUAAAACAUAUGAACAUCAUCACCAUUACAACCAUCCAGAAAAAAGUGCAAACGAUGAUAGGUCUCGGGGCUAUGAAAGCAAAAAAGCUUUUCCAUCAGAAGAUAAAUAUGCAGAUAAAAAAGAACCAAAGAUGAUGAAAAAGAGCUAUGCAUAUUACCGCAAGGAUAAUCCUAAGGAAGAUCCUAAUGAUCAACAAUAUGCUGAAGAAUAUUCUCAUGGAAACUACAGAAGUUUUUCAUCUGACUAUGAUAGCGAUAGAGAUGGUGCUAAAAAGGAUUAAUUUCUCCAAAUUGCACCAUGUGAUAAAUAGUUAUGUGUAUAAUUUAAAUUUUAUCAACCAAACCAUGAUGAUUUUAGCGCGACCAGAGUCAAAGUUAAAAUAUUCUUCAUGUAGAUUCAUGAGCAAUGAUUUAAAAUGCACAUUAUCAUCUUUUCUAUUAUAAAAUUAAUUUAAAAACAAA
Parasteatoda tepidariorum (common house spider) is the source of this 1926-nucleotide messenger RNA. RefSeq lists its product as uncharacterized. NCBI's taxonomy places the organism in Eukaryota, Metazoa, Arthropoda, Arachnida, Araneae, Theridiidae. The record is from RefSeq and is a predicted model, not a curated record.